GGGGGGGAAAUCUUGCUGACAACGACUCUAAAAGAAAGAGAAAAAAAGUUAAAGAAAAUGAAAUGACAUUGGAAACAGUAACAAAUCUGUGGAAUUGGGAUUGAAAGUUGAAACCCCAAUUUGCCCAAUCCUUUCUCACGCUCUCUCUCUCUUUCUAUAUUUGUUUUAAGAUUUAUUACCCUUAUUAAUAGCAAUCACACAGACCCCAUUUGCUUCGAGAAUAAAAUCCCCUUUUCAACAAGUAGGGUUUCAGCAAAUACGAUCUGAUUUCGGCCGGAAAAGAUCCUAUUUUUUGUAUCAUUGUGAGUGUUCAGGGGUUUAAUAGCUUGAUCGAUUGUUUGACCGGAGAUGUCAACGACGGCGGCAGGGACGGAGACGGAGAAGAAAGAAGAGGAGGUGAAGGGAGGAGAGUUGUUGUUCUGUGGUACGACAGCUUGGGACACCAUUGGUCGAAAGAAGGGUUGCGAAGGUAACUUAGUUUCUCCAACACGGCUGCGUCCUCUUGUCGGCGUUGACAUUCGCUACGUUGCAUCUGGUUGUGCAUCUUGUCAUUGUGUGGCUCUGGAUGUGGAUGGACGUUGCUAUACCUGGGGAAGAAAUGAUAAGGGGCAGCUUGGACAUGGGGAUCAAAUUCAAAGAGAUAGGCCAACAGUUGUCUCUGCACUGGCUUCGUACAAAAUUGUGAAAGCAGCGAGUGGGAGAUCCCAUACAGUUGUAGUGACUGAAGAUGGCAUCUCUUUGGCUUUUGGUUGGAAUAAACAUGGGCAACUCGGUUCAGGCUCAGCCAAAAAUGAAAUUGAGUUGUACCCUGUACGUUGUCUGGUAUCUGAAGUAAAAACUGUUGCAUGUGGAGCUGAUUUUACUGUUUGGUUGACUUCUGUUGAAGGCGCUACAAUACUAACUGCUGGACUUCCACAGUAUGGUCAACUUGGACAUGGAACUGACAAUGAGUAUAAUACUAAAGAUAGCUCUGUGAGGCUUGCUUAUGAGGCUCAACCUCGCCCCAAAGCAAUCUCUGCUUUUGCUGGUGAAACUAUAGUUAAAGUUGCUUGUGGAUCAAACCAUACAGUUGCUGUGGACUCAAAUGGCCAUGUGUACACGUGGGGCUUUGGAGGAUAUGGAAGGCUUGGACAUAAAGAACAAAAGGAUGAGUGGAGUCCUAGGCGCCUUGACUUUUUCACAAAGAACAAUGUUGUACCUUCUAAUGCAGUGGUUUCUGCUGGAUCUGUCAACUGUGCUGUUACAGCUGGUGGAGGGCAGAUGUACAUGUGGGGUAAGAUUAAGAACACUGGUGAUGACUGGAUGUACCCUAAACCUCUCAUGGAUCUCAGUGGUUGGAACAUAGAUUGCAUGGAUUCAGGCAGUAUGCAUCAUUUUGUUGGUGCUGAUAACACAUGCAUAAGCUGGGGCCAUGCUCAGUCUGGUGAACUUGGAUAUGGGCCUAACCAGCAGAAGUCUUCUUCAAUCCCUAAAAAAGUAGAGUCCAUUGAAGGCAUUCAUGUUAUCAGUGUUGCAUGUGGUUUUGCACAUUCCUUGGUGGUGGUCGAUAGAACCAAUGCUGCUGAUAAACUUGACCAGCUUGAAAUUUAUGAUGGCAAAGCUGCGGGUGAAGGUGUUGAAGAAGCUGCUGCAGCUGCUCCGGCACCAGCCAAGCAAAAUAACAAAAAAGGUGGAGGUGGAGGUGGUGCAAAAAGGAAGAAAUCAAAAGAAUUAUCGGACUCAGAAGAGUCAAAACAGGAAAGCUUUGAUGGAGAUGAUGAUUAUAGUGAUGAAGAGUCAAACGGUUUUGCUAAAAAGAGUAAAAGGGGCGGGAAGUCUUCUGGCAGAGGUCGUGGGCGGGGCCGCUCAUCUGCAGCUGCAAAGGAAGGAGGAGGAGGAGGGGCAUCCGGGGCUAAAAGAGGAAGAGGAAGACCAAAGAAGGCAUAAAUGAGCUGAUGAAGUUUUGGCAUGUUUGUGCUUUGUACUUUCGUUGUUUCACUAACUUUGUAUUCUGAUCCAUUGAGUAUUCGGAACAAAUGAGAAUUUAUGUUUUUUUAAUUGUGAAUUUAUGUAAUCUUAAUUUGGAUGUUUUCUUUGAAUUUAUUAUUUCUUCAAUGUUGAAUUGUGGAGCCUUUAGGCCUCUUUUGUUA
Messenger RNA from Lactuca sativa (garden lettuce), 2129 nucleotides. RefSeq lists its product as uncharacterized. Lineage: Eukaryota; Viridiplantae; Streptophyta; Magnoliopsida; Asterales; Asteraceae. Gene Ontology annotation, biological process: negative regulation of GTPase activity. Gene Ontology annotation, molecular function: small GTPase binding. Gene Ontology annotation, cellular component: membrane. The record is from RefSeq and is a predicted model, not a curated record.